Molecule: messenger RNA, 648 nt
Organism: Adineta ricciae
Lineage: Eukaryota; Metazoa; Rotifera; Eurotatoria; Adinetida; Adinetidae
Source: the annotation of a GenBank genome assembly
AUGACCGAGAGUUAUUUAACUACAGAUAUUAUUGUUAUCAUCGUUUUGGUCGUCGUCUUAAUUUUGGUGGGUAUAUGCGCCUUUUUUAUACAUUUCUAUUGGACGAAAAUCGGUGUUUCGGAAAUAUGGAAUACAGCAAAAUGGAGUUCAAUGCGAAGUUCAAUCUAUCAGACAGUACGUCGUUUCAGUCGCGCUAGCAGUGGCAAGUACGGCUCCGAACGUCCAUUCUCUGCUGCAUCCGUAUAUUCGGAAGAAUCUGAUGGAAGUGCGUUACCAGCUCCGCUUAGAAAUAAAAAAUCACAAGCAGCUCCUCAUUCUACUAUACCUAUUCCUCCACAACAACAGCAGCAGCAGCAGCAGCAACAGUCGUCAUCGCUGCCGCCACCGCCUCACUCUGCUUCUUCUUCUUCUUCUAAUAAUGCUUACUCGUCGACUGCACCGCGAAAUCAAUCAUCCGACAGUAAUGGACGUCGAAAUUCACGCAAUCAAGUACAACCGGUUUCUACAGUUUCGUAUAAUAAUUCUGGAAGACAGAACUAUGGAAUUAAAAUAGGACAAGCUCCUCAGAAUACCAAAAUUCGAAAUGUUCAUGAGUACGAUGAAAGAAAUCCAGACGGUUCUGUUAUUAUUGAUGUACAACGGUUUUAA